GGGCGCAUUAUUCGCGGGCGCGCACCGCGCCGGGUCUUCCUGACUGGAUGGCUCACUCUAUGGCGACCCUCCUCGCAGCCUCUAUAAGAAGCCGGCCCUGGCGAGGGGAUCGCAGACAUGCUGCAAGGAGCCCACAGCUAGCAGGACGCACGGCGCUUCUCCCCUUCUAGCGUCUUAAUUUCUCUUCUGGGAGUCAUCAGCCGGCGGGAUUGCCAGCAAGUGAGGCCCAAGGGGACUUUUUCCUCCUGUAGCUUCUCCCUUUUUUUUCUCUCUCUCUCUCCCUUUUCCCCUUUCCCUCCCCUAAAAACUUCAACUUGGGCUCUCACAUCUUCUUGACGAGCGACGGCCACUUCCCGGGCGCACGGUGCGCGCCUCGCCAGCGGAGCGCUUUGGAGACCGCAUCGCCAUCCCACCUCUCCACCCACCCAUCUAUCAUUCGCCGCUUCCAACCCCUCCACCCCCCUCUCCUGCGGUUCCGCCGAGCAGGCAGGCGAAGCGAUGAGCCCCGUGGCAUUAAUGCUAGGCUUGAAGACCUUGUGGGUUUUGGCUUUUUCCUCUCUUUCCAACACUCUAGCGGUGAAUAACAGCGGCCGAUGGUGGGGAAUCAUCAACGUGGCCUCGUCUACCAACCUACUGACCGACUCCAAGAACGUGCAGCUGGUGCUAGACCCUUCUUUGCAGCUCCUGAGCCGCAAGCAACGCAAGCUUAUCCGCCAAAACCCAGGCAUCCUGCAUAGCAUCAGCAGCGGCCUGCAGAGCGCCAUCAAGGAGUGCAAGUGGCAAUUCCGCAACCGCCGCUGGAACUGCCCUACUACCCCAGGCCCCAAUGUGUUCGGCAAGAUUGUCAACAGAGGUUGCAGAGAGACUGCCUUCAUUUUUGCUAUUACCAGCGCUGGGGUCACCCACUCCGUGGCCCGUUCUUGCUCGGAAGGCUCCAUCGAAUCUUGCACUUGUGACUACCGACGGCGGGGCCCAGGAGGUCCCGACUGGCACUGGGGUGGCUGCAGUGACAAUGUGGACUUUGGACGGGUCUUUGGGCGAGAGUUUGUGGACUCCAACGAGAAGGGGAGAGACCUGCGCUUCUUGAUGAAUUUACACAACAACGAGGCAGGACGUCUGACCGUUUUCACAGAAAUGCGCCAGGAAUGCAAAUGCCACGGGAUGUCAGGCUCUUGCACCGUGAAGACCUGCUGGAUGCGUCUGCCCACUUUUCGGACCGUGGGGGACUUCCUCAAGGAUCGCUUUGACGGCGCUUCCCGGGUCAUCUACGGCAACAAAGGCAGCAACCGAGCUUCCCGCAUGGAGCUGCACCAUCUGGAGCCAGAGAAUCCAGCUCACAAGCCUCCUUCUCCUCACGACCUGGUCUAUUUUGAGAAGUCUCCCAAUUUCUGCACUUACAGCGGUAAGACAGGCACAGCAGGCACGGCUGGACGGUUUUGCAACAGCACCUCCCCAGCUCUGGACGGCUGUGAGUUGCUGUGCUGUGGGAGGGGCUACCGCACCCGGACACAGCGCGUCACUGAGAGAUGCAACUGCACCUUCCACUGGUGCUGUCACGUCAGCUGCUUGAACUGCACCAACAUGCAAGUGCUGCACGAGUGCUUGUGAGGGAAGCAAAGGACAUGCUUGGCCAACGAGUCAACAAGAAGCACCCAGCUCGGAGAAAAAGAAGACCUCACUGAAAAGGCCCAGGCACUCGCCACACACACACACACACACACUCAUCUCCCUAUUUCCCCACAGGAGCACAGUACCCUUUUUUGGCCCAGAUAGCAGACAUCUUUAUGGUUACAAACGUCUCACCUCUCCCGUCUUGGGAGAAUCAACCCAGGUUGAAAUGGCUGCAGACAUCCAUGAGAAAUCAACACCCGGUCAUGCUUAUGUUUGCCAGGGCCGAGUGUGCAAGGAGCUCCUUUUGUGUUUUUUUGCAUGCUAAUUGAGAUUUGUCGUCGUAGAGCUUAAUUUAAACUAGAUCUGAAAACGUCAACCCUGAGGGAUUGCAGUUAUCCCAGGUUAUUAGGUGUAAUUUUGAUUGGUUGAAAUCUUUAGUUCCUUUCUUUGUUUCUGGACCUCCUGAAUGACUGGAAUGGAAGGUGGGGGGGGGGGGGGGGGGGGCCCCUUGGAUUUCAGGCAGAAUGGCUUUCCCUCAUCCGAGACACAUGCUCAGGUCACAAGAAGUGUCUUCCCUGUGGUGUUUGACACCUUUCAUUUUACAGACCUCACACAAGCUUCUCUGAACUGACUUUCAGGGGUGUAAGCCCUGUGUAUGAUAAUUAGAUUAUUUCCCUUCCCUCCCCCCCCCAACUACUUUUAAUGUGGCUCCAAGAGAAAUGCAACUCAAAGCAUAUCAUUAGAGCAUCUGUGGUCUCUGAAUACAUGAGGAAGCACAAUUGAGCUGAAGGUUCUCCAGUGACUGAUCCCAUAGUAAUGAAUGUCUGCUGAUGUAGACCAUCUUUCAUUGGUCUAAUGGGACGUUUAUAGCAAAUUAUCUUGGAUAAUUAUUUUCCACGGUAUUAGUACAGGUAAUCCUCGACGUACAACAGUUCAUUUAAUGACUGUUCAAAGUUGCCACGGCACUGAAAAAAAAAAUGGACAGGAUCAUUUUUCACACUUAUGACCAUUGCAGCAUUCCCAUGGUCACAUGAUCAAAAUUCGGACGCUUGGCAGAACUGGCUCAUAUUUCUGACCGUGAUAUCCCGCAAUCGUGUGAAUUCCCUUUUGUGACCUUCUUACAAGCCAAAUCAAUGGGGAAGCCCGAUUCUCUUAACAACUGUGUUACUAACAGCUGCACCGAUGCAGUUAACGACUGCGGCAAGAAAGGUCGUAAAACGGGGCAAAAUUCGCCUGACAAAUGUUUCACUUAGCGAGAAAAAUUUUGGGCUCAAUUGUGGUCAUAAGUCGAGGACUACUUGUACUAGAGACCCUUUGGCUCAUUUCCCAACAUAGGUGCCAUCUAGAUGUGUGGACCGACCACUGUCAGCAAAAGCAUUGCAGUUAAUUCUGCUUAUUUGGUCCACAUGUCAGAAGACUAGCCAAGCUGGGGAAGAUUGUCCUAGAACCGUGAUGGCGAACCUACGGCAUGCGUGCCAGAGGUGGCACGCAGAGCCCUCUCUGCUGGCACGUGCGCCAUCAUUCCAGGUCAGAUCUUGGCGUUUCAUUCGUGAGCUUCUCUUUCCCUGCAAACGACAGAAGCUCCCGAAAGAAAAAGAUCUUACCUCUUGUCAUGCUGCCGGUGUUGGGAUACCCCGCCUCCUACUGGCCAGCUGGUCUUUGAGUCUAUGCUACGCAUGCGCGCAUGUCCACGCCUGCGCAUGUUUGUGCAUGUCUGUGCACGACUCGUGCGCACAUUUCAGUUCGGGCAUGCCCGCACGCACAGUUUGGGCACUUGGUGUCUAAAAGGUUCGCCAUCAUUGUCUUAGAAUCUGGCCUUGGGUGCUGCAUCUGUUAUCUAGGAAAGUGGCAGUAGAGAGUUUUGAUCUCUCAAAGGUCCAAGGGAAACAGGCAACUCCCCUUUAAUUACACGUUGCUCCUUGUGCUUACAACUAUUCUCAAACACAAUUUUUGUGCUGCUGUGUGGAGGUGGGGAACAUGCAUGCAAGGAUGUGUAUGACUUCUGACUUUCGAACCUUUUUGUUAAGAAAAUAUGCUUCUAAAAAAUACUGAUGUUUUUUCGACAGUUCUAAACAUUUCCCCACUCCUUUCAUUUUGCUCUCUCAUCCACUCACUCAGAGAAACCCCCCCGGAAAUAAUAUGCACUGAAGAAGUGACUGGGAUUGCUAAUAAUUUUGCAGAUGUGUGUAAAUAAAAUAUUUAUUAUUGCUUGUUUCAUAUUCCUUUAGGCCUGAAGCAAGGUUCUUGCUCCUAGACUUAUGGUUUCUGAAUCUUUUCGCGACAUUUUAGAGAAGAAUAAAGUAUAUAUUUUUAUCAAUUUAA
This is a messenger RNA of Pantherophis guttatus, 3933 nucleotides long. It is a transcript of the gene WNT1, whose product is annotated as Wnt family member 1. NCBI's taxonomy places the organism in Eukaryota, Metazoa, Chordata, Lepidosauria, Squamata, Colubridae. Gene Ontology annotation, biological process: cell fate commitment; neuron differentiation; multicellular organism development. The record is from RefSeq and is a predicted model, not a curated record. Gene Ontology annotation, molecular function: cytokine activity; frizzled binding. Gene Ontology annotation, cellular component: extracellular region.